AUGACAGAUGUCUUUAUAAUCACGGUUCCAAAAGCUCUUGAAAUUGAAGAAAGUCUAAUUAUCAUAAAGUUAAGGCUCAAAUUUUCUGAUACUAUACAUUGUAAAAACUCUGAUAAUGAGUUCGAAUUGCAAACUUCAGCUAAAAGGAUAAAAGAAAGUGAAAAAAUGAACAAAAGACUGAUUAAGAGUAGGAAGCAAUAA
This is a messenger RNA of Blepharisma stoltei, 201 nucleotides long. The record is from the annotation of a GenBank genome assembly. NCBI's taxonomy places the organism in Eukaryota, Ciliophora, Heterotrichea, Heterotrichida, Blepharismidae.